This is a messenger RNA of Mangifera indica (mango), 983 nucleotides long. Its product is annotated as chlorophyll a-b binding protein 3, chloroplastic-like. The record is from RefSeq and is a predicted model, not a curated record. The coding region runs from base 79 to 870 and encodes 263 amino acids. The transcript is spliced from 3 exons. Lineage: Eukaryota; Viridiplantae; Streptophyta; Magnoliopsida; Sapindales; Anacardiaceae. Gene Ontology annotation, cellular component: chloroplast thylakoid membrane; plastoglobule; chloroplast envelope. Gene Ontology annotation, biological process: response to light stimulus; photosynthesis, light harvesting in photosystem I.
CUUCUUAUUUUCUUUCACACAUAAACCUUCAUCUCUCUUUCAACAGAAAAAUUAGUAGUAACUUGAAGGAUUAUUAAAAUGUCAUCCAUGCUAAGCUCAAGCACUUCCCUCAGGCCAACCCCAUUUCUUGGCCAAACCAGGGCAAGUGUUAACCCUCUGAGAUAUGUUGUCUCCAUGGGCAAUGCCAAGUACUCUAUGGGGAAUGAACUGUGGUAUGGACCUGACAGAGUGAAAUACUUGGGACCCUUUUCAGCUCAGACUCCUUCAUACUUGACUGGUGAGUUUCCAGGCGACUAUGGAUGGGACACUGCUGGUUUGUCUGCUGACCCUGAAGCCUUUGCCAGGAACAGGGCUCUUGAGUUGAUCCACGGGAGAUGGGCAAUGCUUGGAGCACUAGGCUGCAUCACUCCUGAGGUUCUUGAGAAAUGGGUUAGAGUAGACUUCAAAGAGCCAGUGUGGUUCAAGGCUGGAGCUCAGAUUUUCUCAGAAGGUGGCCUCGACUACUUAGGCAACCCCAACCUUGUUCAUGCUCAAAGCAUCCUGGCAGUCCUCGGAUUCCAGGUUGUCCUCAUGGGACUCGUUGAAGGGUUCAGAAUCAACGGUCUCCCAGGUGUCGGAGAGGGCAACGAUCUCUACCCCGGCGGCCAAUACUUUGACCCUCUUGGCCUUGCCGAUGAUCCAGUUACAUUUGCGGAACUCAAGGUGAAAGAGAUCAAAAAUGGCAGGCUAGCCAUGUUUUCCAUGUUUGGCUUCUUUGUCCAAGCUAUUGUAACCGGCAAAGGUCCCCUAGAGAACCUCCUAGAUCAUCUCGACAACCCUGUCGCUAACAACGCCUGGGUUUAUGCUACCAAAUUUGUCCCCGGAUCUUAAACCGAUAAUCAUUUAUUCAAAUUUAUGUUCAAUGUGAAAUGUAGAAUGUAAAAACUCUAUGCCAUUGAGAUCAUUGUUAUAUAAUGUUAACAAAUAUUAACACUUUUCUUUAA